Messenger RNA from Oppia nitens, 1556 nucleotides. RefSeq lists its product as uncharacterized. The transcript is spliced from 3 exons. The record is from RefSeq and is a predicted model, not a curated record. Bases 163 to 1527 code for a protein of 454 amino acids. Lineage: Eukaryota; Metazoa; Arthropoda; Arachnida; Sarcoptiformes; Oppiidae.
UUUUACAUCAGUUAUAUUAUUUAGUUGAUAUUGAAAUUAUAAUUUUAUUUAAUAAUGUAUGGUAUAUGUAAUUAAACAUUAUUAUUUUUUUGGGAUAAUUUAUUGGGAAGUUAAUUGUGACUUCUAUAUUUACGGGGGUAGUAGCACCGGGACCUCUACUAUAUGACUACCGGUGCAACAACAACAACAACACUGAUGAUAAUGAUGAUCUGUCCGGUAAAAGUACGGACCACUUGGUUCCAGUCGUAUACCGUUCCCAUCGAGUCGUUACGCGUUGAACACAAUUGGCUAAUCUGUCGCCAAAUGAUUGUCUUUGCCGGCAAUAUAUUGAGCAUAUUUUACGGCCUAAUGAUACUGAUUGUAGCCAAAUGGCUGCACACCGAAGCACAGAUGUCCACAUCGUCGCCAUUAUCAUUGUCGUCGUCGUCGUCAUCAUCAUCAUCAUCGACGACAACGUCGACAGCAGGUGAUGAUACUCAUUGGGAUCAGUUGGCCAAAGAUAUUGACAGCUCGGCGAGUGUCGGCUAUUGUAUAAUAAUGUUGUCGACGUUUGCAUGCAUUUCGCUAUUAAUUAAAAGUAACUUUAGUGUAUGUCUCGAUUAUAUUAACGAUUUGGAGGCCAAAACCUCCUGUGGUGCGACCAAUAACAAGGAAAGACAACCUACCGGUGCCGGUACUACUACUACUACUGCUAAUAAUAAACACAAAAAGAUAGUCAGCUCAUCGCGGCAUAUAUUGGUGUCGUCAUCGCCGUCGGCAACAUUUGUCGACACAGUUGUCGACUACACAAAGAAAAAGAUGAAACUAUUGCGCGACUGCCUGAUGGUCAGCCCUAUAAUGACUGUAAACGUCAUACUGAUGAUCAGUCUGAUGCCGGCCGAGUUUUCGAUAGCCAAAAACGGUUACUCMUAUUGUUUUGCCAACUUUGCCAAAAUCUGGUCCUAUCGGCGCCGUAGCGACCAUUUUGUACUGUUAAUGGAUCUCUGUCUGACCGUACUGUUCGUAUCAAUCAUACUCAUACAGGUCUGUAUGAUUGUCUAUGUGGGCGAUCUAAUCAAUUCGGCUAUCGAUAAGAAACAGGCGGCCCGUCGGCUGGAACGUCGGCUUCGUAUGGGUGUCGGCGGCGCCGAUUAUGCCGAUCGGCCGCAAAGUUUGAUAGACGACUGGCAUUCGAGGAAUCGCCGACAAAAUCUGCGGACACAGAGAAACAAGAAUAUACUGUUUCAUAACUUUCUCCGACAACACAAUAAUAGUAACAAUAAUACUACCGGUGCUCUGAAAACACCGUCGUCGCCAACAACUAGUUUUAAGGAACCGAUAGCUAGCUAUGAUAGACAGCGAUCAUUAUCCAGAUCGCCGACCAUAGCCAUAGCCAGAGCAGACAUACACGAGAGCAGCUGCGGCGGCGGCGGCGGCGGCGGCGGCGGUAGUCAACUAAAUAUUAGUACAACUAGUCUGAGCUCAUCCACAACCGGCCAGUCUGGCGGCGCCGGUGGCGGCUAUAAUAAGUGUAAUAUUUAUGUUUAAAAAAAUUUAUGUUUAAUUAAAAAAUAAUU